Messenger RNA from Homo sapiens (human), 5003 nucleotides. It is a transcript of the gene OR2I1, whose product is annotated as olfactory receptor family 2 subfamily I member 1 (gene/pseudogene). Gene Ontology annotation, molecular function: G protein-coupled receptor activity; olfactory receptor activity. Gene Ontology annotation, biological process: G protein-coupled receptor signaling pathway. Gene Ontology annotation, cellular component: plasma membrane; membrane. Lineage: Eukaryota; Metazoa; Chordata; Mammalia; Primates; Hominidae. The record is from RefSeq and is marked validated.
AGAGCACUCAUCAGCAUGCUUCCUCCUUCUCUCUAACUGUGUCCUUUAGAUCCAGGAGGGAUAUUUGCUACCACCACCAGCUAAUGCUGAUUUGCUACCAGCACAAGGCCCAGGUCCUUGUCUGGUCUGUACCCCAUUACAAGGUUCUCCAGGAACAGACAUCACCACCUCUGCCUAGAUCCUGAAAUUUCACAAAUGUAGGUUCUUUCUUACCCGUUCUUUUUAUUCCUCUAUUUACAAGCACAAUGACACCCACCCCUCAUCUUCUUCCUGAAAUACCUGGCUCUGAUCUCAGGCAUCCAUUCCAGAAAUCAACACAGCUAUGCAAUUGCAUCUUUUAUUAAAUACUCCCAACUCCAUUUCAAAUCCAGAGAAUCCAGAGCAGGAGCAAGAGACCAACCUAUCAUCUGGAAACUCAAGGUGUAAACAUUAGUGCCAAAGAUUAGUCAUGAAGGCCAACUACAGCGCAGAGGAGCGCUUUCUCCUGCUGGGUUUCUCCGACUGGCCUUCCCUGCAGCCGGUCCUCUUCGCCCUUGUCCUCCUGUGCUACCUCCUGACCUUGACGGGCAACUCGGCGCUGGUGCUGCUGGCGGUGCGCGACCCGCGCCUGCACACGCCCAUGUACUACUUCCUCUGCCACCUGGCCUUGGUAGACGCGGGCUUCACUACUAGCGUGGUGCCGCCGCUGCUGGCCAACCUGCGCGGACCAGCGCUCUGGCUGCCGCGCAGCCACUGCACGGCCCAGCUGUGCGCAUCGCUGGCUCUGGGUUCCGCCGAAUGCGUCCUCCUGGCGGUGAUGGCUCUGGACCGCGCGGCCGCAGUGUGCCGCCCGCUGCGCUAUGCGGGGCUCGUCUCCCCGCGCCUAUGUCGCACGCUGGCCAGCGCCUCCUGGCUAAGUGGCCUCACCAACUCGGUUGCGCAAACCGCGCUCCUGGCUGAGCGGCCGCUGUGCGCGCCCCGCCUGCUGGACCACUUCAUCUGUGAGCUGCCGGCGUUGCUCAAGCUGGCCUGCGGAGGCGACGGAGACACUACCGAGAACCAGAUGUUCGCCGCCCGCGUGGUCAUCCUGCUGCUGCCGUUUGCCGUCAUCCUGGCCUCCUACGGUGCCGUGGCCCGAGCUGUCUGUUGCAUGCGGUUCAGCGGAGGCCGGAGGAGGGCGGUGGGCACGUGUGGGUCCCACCUGACAGCCGUCUGCCUGUUCUACGGCUCGGCCAUCUACACCUACCUGCAGCCCGCGCAGCGCUACAACCAGGCACGGGGCAAGUUCGUAUCGCUCUUCUACACCGUGGUCACACCUGCUCUCAACCCGCUCAUCUACACCCUCAGGAAUAAGAAAGUGAAGGGGGCAGCGAGGAGGCUGCUGCGGAGUCUGGGGAGAGGCCAGGCUGGGCAGUGAGUAGUUGGGGAGGGGAGAAAGUAUUAAGCCAGAACCCAAGGAUGGAAAUACCCCUUAGUGAGUCAGUUUAGACUUCAGGCUGUUCAUUUUUGUAUGAUAAUCUGCAAGAUUUGUCCUAAGGAGUCCAAUGGGGGAUAUGUUUUCCUCCCGUGAGGAAAUGUUUAGUUCUUGAGGGAAAAUCCCUAAAUCCUCUAUAUACUCAGGUUUAGGGAAGGAAAACCUACCCCUCACAACUCCACGCGCAGGGAAAAUGAUGGACGUGAUGCUCGCCUUUAGCUUCCUCCCUAUCUGAUGGAAGACCAUGGAAGACCUCUUGGUCUCUGCAAUCAGAAGUCUCAAGUUGACAAGAAAAUCAUAGUCCCUACCCUGCAGGAGAGGGUACAUCCAGAAAAAGCGACCAUGGACUCUAUUCUCAGAAAUCAGUCCAACUUAGUGCAGACCUGGCCAGAUGACCAGUGCCCUCCCCGGGGCAUUUCACCCAUAAAUGUGAUGAGGAAAGCCCAUAAAUGGUGGUGAAUUUUGCUGAGUGGGGUUAAGACUGGAAACCCCCCUGCAGGAGUUGGUUCUUGAGCAAGUUUUAAAGAAACAAGGAACUAGGAUGAGUGUGGAAGAAGGCGGGCACGUCUCAGCCCGUGAAAAAAACUCACAGGUGAUCAGUAGUGAGUCAUGAGAGAGAGAGCAAGAGAGAGAGUCAGAGAGAGGAGUAAAUGGAGGGAGGAAGAUGGAGGAAGGGACUCAAGUUCUCAAGACAGGAACAGGGAUCUCCUCAUGAAAAAAAGAAGAGAGGAAAAUGCUCAAUCAGCAGAACCUGAGCAGAAUAUUGAGGUCAACCCAGAAGCCAGCUCCUCACCCACCCUCACCCAGACUGGCGCCCUCAUCCUGGAGAAGACCUGCUAGACCCUAAGGCAGGUAGGAGAGAGGGUGGUCCACAGUCCCCCAGCUUUAGAAAGUUUGUUCGCUCCCAAUGUCCAUCUACCCCUAGGAAUCCCCACUAGUUAAACAGAAUUGCUAGAUCCCUGUGGAAAAUACCUUUCCUUGCCCACCAUCAUCCCCAGAAAUAAUAACUAUUUUAGUUGGGUGUGAGACAUAGAGAAUAAAAGGGGGCAUGGUGCCAGACUUCAUUUCAUACAAAUAGCUUUAAAGGAGAAGAGGGGGGAAGGAGUUUAAUUUAGUUUCUAAAAUGUUUAGUAAUUUGAUUGUGAUCAUGUCAGAGCAACUAAUUCAUUUUAUAAAAUAUCAUUUCACUAUGCUCUAUAAGUAGAAAUUCAAUUUGGUUCAACCAUUAUUGAGUGAUAUAAAUAAAGCACUGGACUUAACAAAGACAGAAAUACAGAAAUCAGUAGAACAUGGAUCCCAACCUAAAACUUACUCUCUUGUCAUAAAGGAAAGGAGAUAGGAGUUUUUGCAUAAAUAACAAGGUAUCAAGACAGAAUUAAAUUCCAAGCUGGCUUUGAAUGCUCUAUUUUGCCUUAAAAAUUUAUUUACUAGUCUCAGUAAUACAUUAGUAAAAAUCAUGUCACUUAAUUAAUUGUGUUAGAAUCAAAGAAACAUAGAGUUGGGCAAUAUACUUCAUCCUACCCAUCCCACCCAAAUCUUACUCUACUCAUCUCAUUCUCAUUAAUUUUGGGAAAUCAUCAGAAGAUGUGUUCGUUGAGUAAGAGAUUAAAAGAAAUAAGCUUUUUGACCCCUGCCAACACCCCAUGCCCAGGGUGGUCACCCUCCAAUACAAUAAGAUGCCAGGAAGAGUAAGUUGCCCUUUCUGAUGCCGUAAUCUGCCAUCAUCUUCCCAUCUUCCAGUCUCUUUCCAUUGCAAGUCACAAUCUGGGUCUCAGGGAUUAUACCCGUCUUAGUCUCGAUCAUUGCUUUCACUUGUGCCACUGAGCUGGACCUUCGCACCUGGAGGAGGUGCCUCUUUGCCUCAUCACCUGACUCCACAAGAAACAAGGGCAGCUCCUCAUCACUGGGCUUCACCACUUUCAGGGUAAGGUGGAUGGUCUUCUCUUUGUCAAUGCCGUAAGAUGAGAGGCUUCUCCGUGGCUUUAAGAUCUUGGAGCCCAGCAAAAGAACCUGGUCCUGCACAGGAACCUUGGUCUUAGACCGGACAUGUUCUUUGAUUUUUUUCACGCUGUCAUAUGGGUUGGCAUCAAAGGUCAUUAAAUCCCAUUCCUCGGAACGGACAUGCACCUGGGAAGUGAAAGCCACAAGACAGUUACCUAGGAUGCCUGCCUCCUUUACACUUCUACUCCCCACCACAAUGGCUCCCCCUCUUCCACUAUCUAUCUGGUCCUCUAGCUCCUAUUCAGUAGCCAGUGUCCCUCUCUUUCUUGGAACUUCUUUUUUGGAAUUACCAAGUUACAACACAAAUAAGAUAAUUUGUCCCAUUCCUUUAUAAUCACACCUUUUUUUCGAUCUUGAGAAUGGAAAAUAAAAUCCUGAGCCCCCAACCAACUGAACGGACGCUCUUUUGCUCAGGGGGACCCUAGAGAAACUUUAAAAACUUAGUCAUUGGGCCAAGGGUGGUGGCUUACACCUGUAAUCCCAGAACUUUGGGAAGCUGAGGCAGGCUGAUCAAUUGAUGCUGGGAGUUCGAGACCAGCCUGGUGAACUUGGUGAAACUCUGUCUCUACUAAAAAUACAAAAAUUAGCCAGUAGUGGUGGCAAGUCCCUGUAAUCCCAGCUACUCAGGAGGCUGAGGCAGGAGAAUCAUUUGAAUCCAGGAGGCAGAGGUUGCAGUGAGUGGAGAUGGCACUACUGCACUCCAGCCAGGGCAACAGAGUGAGACUCUGUCUCAAAAAUAUAAAUAAAUAAAACAUUCAGUCAUGAUGGAACAGGAGGUUGGAUAUGCCUCAUUGUAUCUUCUCCCUUUUGCAGUUUAGACACAACUGACCAGCAAAGUUAGAGAUUAUAAGACUGAGAGAAUGGAUUCUUUGUGGCAAUAAGAUAGCAAAUUAUAAACAAGACCGAGGGCUAUAACAGGCAAAAGUUAAGUCAUGCAUCCCUUACACUUAAAGAAUAAACUAUGUUCUGCCACAAAGUUUUUUCUUUUUUCUCUAGCAGCUAAACAAGCACUGGCCUUGACAGGAACAAUAUUAAAACAAUUACAGCUCACCCUGUGUUGGGGAACACAGGCUAACUGACCCCGUGUUCCACAAGCCAUAACUACAGUUUUAAUUGGACAAAAGACUGAUUUCAGUAAUUUUCUCCUGAUAAGAGACCACUGACCAUGGACUGGUUCUGGCUAGUUUACAGAAGCUGUGCAUUUGAAUGCCUUUGUGUCCCUGCUUCACCUUUUCAUGUAUAAGGCCUAACUGUAAUGCAAUUAAAUGUUAAGUCUCCACUUCAGAGUGACCAUGGGUGGUAUGUAACAUGCAAGCUUAUUCAAUAUGCAUGCAUUAGGACCCCCUCCAUGAAUAUUCAUUGCCUCUGCUAUAACCUAUUGGAUAUGUAUACUUAGCAAACCCCUUCAGCAUAAAUUCCUGUGUCACCUUUCCUCCUGCAAAGUGCUUGCUUUUGGUUUUCAAUCAGAAGCAAAACUUCCCAGCCUGUCAGAAUGGCUACCUUGCAGACUAUAACCUUUCAUAAGAAAUAAACUCCCCUUCUAAAUUUA